AUGCUUUUCAUUUUCCUCUUAUAUUGGUCAUUUUUGUCAUUACCUGUGUCAGCUAUAACAUAUUAUAAUACAACUACAAUUCCAACUCAAGAAUUAGUUACGGUUUAUACUACAGUUUGUCCAGAAACAACUACAUUAACCCUUACAGCCUGCUCAAAUCAUAAAUGCAAUCCAACAAAAAUUACAGUCACUGAACCAACAACUUUAACAUUAACUAGUAUCUUAUGUCCAACUACAAUCACAAAAGGAGGAAAUGAUAUUACAACUAUUCCUGAGCCAACUACAUCAACUGAAGAAAUUGAAGUUACUAGAUUUCAAGUUAUUGAUUAUACAACUGUUUGUCCUGAAUCAACUAUUUUAACAAUUACUAGAUGUUCAAAUGAAAGAUGUCAUCCUUCUGUUACAACAAUUAAAGAAUCAGGUACAUAUACAUUCACAGGAAAAAUCAUUAUUUCAACAACUGUUUUUACUACUGAAACACCUACCCCAACAGCGACUACAGUGACUACAAUAUGUACAAGUGAAUAUGUUAUUGGAGGUAAACCAACUACUUAUACUACUACUGAAAAUGGUAUCAUCACAUUAACUAAUGGAGGUUUUACUACUUACACUACAUAUUUAACAACUGAAACAAUUGAAUACGGUAAGCCAACAACAAGUACUUAUACUGUAUAUUACCCUACAACUACAAUUGAAGUAACAACUUUCCAUGAUUAUGUAACUACUUUUCCAAAACCUACUGAAGUUAUUAUUCAAACUUGUAAUGAAUGUCAUCCAACAACAAUUUAUGCAACAAAAAGUCAAGUCCUAUCUUUCGAAACUGCCAUUAUAUCAUUAGAAGGUAUUAGUCAAGUUCCUGUUGUUCAUACAUCUACAAUUGUUAAUGAAUAUCCUUCGAACGAACCAAUUGCUGAAAGUACCACUGAAACUCAAGCACCAUCUGGUGUUAUUUCAAUUGCUGGUGGUAAGGCUUUGGGACUUGAAUCAUACUUGCUUGGGUUGGCUAUAUUCAUUGUUAAUCUUUUCGUUUAA
Molecule: messenger RNA, 1032 nt
Organism: Lodderomyces pseudojiufengensis
Lineage: Eukaryota; Fungi; Ascomycota; Pichiomycetes; Serinales; Debaryomycetaceae
Gene: PGA13
Product: Pga13p
Exons: 1
Coding region: 1-1032 (343 amino acids)
Source: RefSeq, a predicted model, not a curated record